This is a messenger RNA of Vitis riparia (riverbank grape), 2534 nucleotides long. RefSeq names its product COBRA-like protein 7. The coding region runs from base 119 to 2074 and encodes 651 amino acids. Lineage: Eukaryota; Viridiplantae; Streptophyta; Magnoliopsida; Vitales; Vitaceae. Gene Ontology annotation, biological process: cellulose microfibril organization. The transcript is spliced from 2 exons. The record is from RefSeq and is a predicted model, not a curated record. Gene Ontology annotation, cellular component: membrane.
GAAAGCAGCACACAGCUCCCACUCUGCUGUCUUUCGUCUACGCGUUUGCGUUUCCGCUUCUCUCUCUAGUAUUUAAAAUUUUCCUUCUGAGUUUUGGGAAAGACCAAAAUCCUUAGCCAUGGCUUUCAGCUUGAUUAGGCUGUUGGUCUUGGAUCUCAUCGUGGCCGCCCUUAUUCCGAUCGCUCUGUGUCAGUCUGAGGCGCCGUCGCCGGCGGCUGAUUCCUGCAACGGCAUCUUCUUGUCGUACGCGUACACCAGCGGAGCCAAAAUCCCGCCGAAUCUGAACUCGGAUCCGACUGAGCAGCCCUACAGAUUCGAGUCCACGCUCACUGUGCUCAACAAUGGGCUCGAGGAGCUCAAGUCUUGGAGGGUCUUUGUGGGGUUUCAACAUAAGGAGUAUUUGGUGUCGGCUUCGGGGGCUGUGCUCGCCAACGGUACUAGUCUUCCAGCCACUGUUGGAGGCGGCGUCAUUUUUGCUGGUUACCCUUCGACAGAUCUCAAGACGGCGAUUGAGACCGCCGGCGACACGACCCAGAUGCAGGUUCAGGUCCAGUUUGUGGGGACGCAGUUCGGAGUGGGGUCGCCGAAUGUGCCGAUGCCGACGAAUGUGUCGCUCGUUAACGAUGGGUUUGUUUGCCCUAAACCCACUAUGCAAGGGACAAGUGAGAUGCAAGUUUGUUGCACAAAAGAUUCAAACUACAAGUCAAACGUCUCCUCAGAUGAUGAGUUCCUGCCCCGACAAAACGGAGAUCUUACAAUAAUGUAUGAUGUGACCAGAACAUAUGAAAGCAGUUACUGGGCCCAGAUUACAAUCUCAAACCAUAACCCUCUUGGUCGUCUUGAUGAUUGGAAGUUAAGUUGGGACUGGAUGAAGGGUGAAUUUAUCAAUAGCAUGAAAGGGGCAUAUCCAGAUAUUGUUGAUACGACUGACUGUAUAUUUGGUGAACAAGGUCAGUACUACCAGGAUCUUGACUUCUCCAAUGUAUUGAAUUGUGAAAGAAGGCCAACCAUAAUCGACCUGCCUCCAACAAAGGCCAAUGACACUACACUCGGGUUGAUCCCUUUCUGUUGCCGGAAUGGUACAAUCCUGCCACCAACAAUGGACCCGAGUAAGUCAACUUCAGUAUUCCAGAUGAAUGUCUACAAAAUGCCCCCAGAUCUCAACCGGUCGGAGCUGAGCCCACCACAGAACUGGAAUAUCAGUGGGACACUCAACCCUGAUUAUCAAUGUGGUUCUCCAGUGCGUGUGAGCCCAAGCGAGUUCACCGAUACUAGUGGCUUGCCAUCAAAUUCAACUGCCGUUGCCAGUUGGCAAGUGGUUUGCAACAUCACACAGCCCAAGGGAGCAAGCCCCAAAUGCUGUGUAUCAUUUUCUGCUUACUAUAAUGAAUCUGUCGUUCCCUGCAAAACCUGUGCAUGUGGCUGCCCUAGCACCCCGAGCCAAACUUGUAGUACUACUGCUGCUGCUAUUCUUCUUCCAUCAGAGGCUCUUCUUGUUCCAUUUGAGAAUCGGACUGCUCUGACCAAAGCUUGGGCUGAACUUAAACACCUGACAAUUCCAAAUCCAAUGCCCUGUGGCGAUAAUUGUGGUGUCAGCAUCAACUGGCAUUUAUAUACAGACUACAGCCGGGGAUGGACUGCAAGGAUUACGAUCUUCAACUGGGGUGAAAGUAGUUAUGUCGAUUGGUUUGCAGCAGUUGAAAUGGACAAAGCAGCCCCUGGUUUUGAAAAAAUGUACUCAUUCAAUGCAACUGCAUUGGAUGGUGUUAACAAUACCAUAUUCAUGCAGGGUAUUGAAGGCUUGAACUAUCUUGUGGCAGAAACAGACGCAGCCAACCCAAAGAAGGAUCCUAGGGUGCCUGGGAAACAACAGUCAGUGAUCUCGUUUACAAAGAAACCCACGCCUGGAAUCAAUGUGGCUGGUGGGGCUGGGUUCCCCAGUAAAGUAUUCUUCAAUGGGGAGGAAUGCUCACUUCCAUCCGUCCUUCCAACAAGCAGUAGUUACAAGAAGAGCCCAGCUAUGACCAUUUCAGUCCUCCUAUUGAUUGUAGUUCUCAUGUUGAUGCAGCAAUAGUUGUGGAAUGGGGUUUGAAUUCUCGGAUACAUAGCCACUGCUGGAUUUCUUUAAUUCUUUCAAAUGAUUUGAUUGAUGAGUGUUGAGACAAGGGUUUUAGCAUUCCUUCCGGUCCUUGAUUACCAGAAGACAUCUACACUGCCAUUAGCAUAUACAAGUAGCUCUUGUGCUCUAAUUUGGAAGGGAAUUGUUGCCAUUGCCCAGCAGUUGUAAACCAUUAAUGUAGACCAUAUUUGUACACAGUAUUGGACAGGGCUUCUCAGUUUAUUCUUUCUGCUUUGUUUUUUUGUAUCUCCUGGGUGGAUGUUUUGAUGAUCCCUAUUGUUCAAUUGACUUGUGUCCUCGACACCUGAGUAGCUUUGGUGCCAACAAGUUUGAGAUUAUGUACAAACGGGGAAAUUUCAUUUGUGUUCUACCCUUGAGAUUAUUUUAUUUGUUAACUUUAUUCAGUUGAGCAACA